This is a messenger RNA of Syngnathoides biaculeatus (alligator pipefish), 4364 nucleotides long. It is a transcript of the gene runx2b, whose product is annotated as RUNX family transcription factor 2b. The transcript is spliced from 12 exons. Lineage: Eukaryota; Metazoa; Chordata; Actinopteri; Syngnathiformes; Syngnathidae. Gene Ontology annotation, biological process: hemopoiesis; regulation of transcription by RNA polymerase II; regulation of cell differentiation. Gene Ontology annotation, molecular function: RNA polymerase II cis-regulatory region sequence-specific DNA binding; ATP binding; DNA-binding transcription factor activity, RNA polymerase II-specific. The record is from RefSeq and is a predicted model, not a curated record. Gene Ontology annotation, cellular component: nucleus. Bases 1647 to 3119 code for a protein of 490 amino acids.
UCCUGGCUUCCCCAUGUUCUUUAAAGACAUUGCUUUUUGUUUAUAGAAACUUUUACCUCAAAUGAAAUAAUGUAAAAUUCUAAAAAGAAAUGAUCUCGCUCAUUUUUGUGGCAUUUAACAAAAUUAAUAUGGGUGAUCCUGACUGGUCUGAAACCGGAGAGAGGACGUUUGAGUUCAGACAGUGAGACCAAAAAAAAAGACGUUUUUGCACAAUCUUUCAGGUUUGACCAGUAUGUGCAACCGAAGCCGAAUCGUGUGGGAAUGAAGAUUUUUGUGCACGGAUUUCAAAACUCAAGCAAACCUGACGUGUACUUCGUUGCAGCCACUGAGUCACCACAGCACGGCAUUCAACUCAAGUGCGCUUCAGGGGAUAAAGGUUCAACAGCGGUGCACUUCCAACGUUGGCUCUACAUUGUAGGUCACGGGGAGACCUGGAGCCUAUCCCAGGUGUCAACGGGCAGCAGGCGGGGUACACCCUGGACUGGUCGCCAGUCAAUCACAGGGCACAUGGAGACGGACAAGAGUCGUACUCACAAUCACACCUAGGUACAAUUUAGAGUGUCCAAUUAAUGUUGCAUGUUUUUGGGAUGUUGGAGGAAACCGGAGUGCCCACCCGGAGGAAACCCACGCAGGCACGGGGAGAACAUGCAAACUCCACACAGGCGGGGCCGGGAUCGAACCCGGGUCCUCAGAACUGUGAGGCCGACGCUUUACCAGCUGAAAGAAAAUUCGGAUUCUAUUUUCAGGCCAUCUUUCCCAGCCUUCACUAAGAUUAUUACUUUUUAUAGAUGUUCAAAUUGAAGCUCAUUUGUGUCAAAAAGUUCUGCAACACCCCUGUAUAUGAAUCGCGUCCUGGCCCAAAUGCCCCCCCACCCCCUUUCCCACUUUGACUUCCUCUGCUGAGUCACCGGCAAGUUAUUGACUCUAACCAACUUUCUCGCCCUCAUUCCACACAUUCCCGUCGUGGCAACUGUGCGCACCUGACGCGGCGCAUCAAACGCCCGUCGCGCGUAGAAGAGGACGGCGACGAGCCUUUACGGGAAUUGACUGAGAUGUUUCAUUUUAACUUUAGGGCACAAUAGAGAGAGCGGUGUCGCCCCUGAGAAGCGGCUCCUCACGUGGGACACGCCCCUCGCUCUUUGCCACCUCCGCUUUUCACGCAGUCGCCGGGCCGUCCCGCCGCUCUGCCGCACGUCCUCAGAGGCGAGAAAGCGAAAGCGCAGCCCGCGGCGGAGCGUCCCGACGCGCGGGCGCGGACGGGCCCGCGAGAGCCCGGAAGCGCGGCUGAACCGCGGGGGAGGAGGAGGAUGAGGGAGGGAAGGGAGGGAGGAGAGAGUGAAACCACAACGCCGGUCCUGCCCACCGCCGCCGUGACGUCGCGGGGGCACGUGAGCGGGGCUCUCCAGUGACGGCGCGUGGAGGGCAGGAAAAGCAGUUUUUAAAGCCGCUGGUGCCGUUUUGGGGUUUUUGCACGAGGUGCUCCUCCAAAACAACCACAGAACCACAGACGUGCGGCUCGGGGCUUGGCGUGGCCGGAGCGUCAAUGGUUAAUGGUCGCGGGCCAGCAGCACCAGUCACAAGGACGGCGCUAAGCGAGACGUGUCAAAGUUCACGGAAACCGCCGAGGAACGAGAGCCGGUCCCGGCAUGGCGUCAAACAGCCUCUUCAGCACCGUCACGCCAUGCCAGCAGAACUUCUUCUGGGACCCGAGCGCCAGCCGGAGGUUCAGCCCGCCGUCCAGCAGCCUGCAGCCGCUCGCGGGCAAGAUGACGGACGUGGGCUCGCCGGGUGCCGGCGGCGGCGGUGGCGGUGGCGGCGGCGGUGGUGGCGGAGGAGGAGGAGGAGGUGGAGGGGGUGGCCCCGGCGGGCAAGCUGACGCGGCUUCGGCGGCGGUUCCGCGUCUGCGCGCCCACGAGAACCGCAGCAUGGCCGAGAUCAUCGCCGACCACCCGGCGGAGCUGGUGCGCACCGACAGCCCCAACUUUUUGUGCUCCGUGUUGCCGUCGCACUGGCGCUGUAACAAGACGCUGCCGGUCGCCUUCAAGGUGGUGGCGCUGGGGGACAUAACCGACGGCACGGUGGUGACGGUGAUGGCGGGCAACGACGAAAACUACUCGGCCGAGCUGCGGAACGCUUCGGGCGUGAUGAAGAACCAGGUGGCGCGCUUCAACGACCUGCGCUUCGUCGGGCGCAGUGGCCGAGGCAAAAGCUUCACGCUGACCAUCACCGUCUUCACCAACCCGCCGCAGGUGGCCACUUACCACCGAGCCAUCAAGGUCACAGUGGACGGACCGCGAGAGCCCAGGAGGCAUCGCCAGAAGCUGGAGGACCCCCCCAAGUCGGGCCUGUUCUCGGACCGCCUGAGCGAGCUGGAGAGGAUGAGGGUGCGCGUGGCGGUGCCCACCCAAGCCCAGCGACCGGCGCUCAACACGGCGCCCAACUCGUUCACGCCACAGGGACAAACCCAGAUCACCGACCCGCGUCAGCCGCAGUCGUCGCCGCCGUGGUCGUACGAGCAGACGUACCCGUCCUACUUGAGUCCCAUGGCGUCCCCCUCGGUGCACUCCACCGCCCCGCUCUCCUCCAGCCGGGGCACCGGCCUGCCCUCCAUCAGUGACGUGCCCAGACGCUUGCCAGGUUCUUCGGACCUGAGCCCGUUCCCGGGCCAGUUUGAGCGUCAGUUCCCGGGCCUGUCCUCCCUGACGGAGAGCCGCUUCAGCGGGCCCCGCAUGCACUACCCGGCCACCUUCACCUACACGCCACCCGUCACCUCGGCCAUGUCGCUGGGGAGCGCCCACUACCACACCUACCUUCCGCCGCCCUACCCGGGCUCCACGCAGAACCAGAGCGGACCCUUCCAGACCAGCAGCACGCCUUACCUGUACUACGGCGCCUCGUCCGGCUCCUACCAGAUCUCCAUGGUGUCCGGCGGCGGGGAGCGGUCGCCCUCGCGCGUGGCCCCGCCCCCUUGCACCAGCGCCUCCACGGGGACCUCGCUGGUCAACCCCAACCAGGCGGACGGCGGCGCCGUGGACGCGGGCGAUGGCAGCCACAGCAACUCGCCCACCGUCCUCAACACGGGCGGACGCAUGGAUGAGGCCGUUUGGAGGCCCUACUGAACGCCUGACUGAAAAGGGAUAUUUUUGCUUCUUCUUCUUCUUUUUUUUUUUUUUUUUGUUCGUCCCAACUUGUGCAGACUCGUCUUCCUGGAAAGGUUCGGACCCCGACCGCUCAGAAUAGCAAUAAGCAGCACAUCGUUCCGAACGGACCUUUUUUUUGUACCUCUCCAACACCGACGUGCGUGAGGUGAGGCACAAACUCCAAAGAACGGCAAAAAUACAACGAAUUACACACCCAGUUGAAGUCCGAGUUUUACCUGAACGAGUUUCAGUGGCGAUAUGAGCAUUUUUAAAACAUGCCUUUUCUCAUCAGAGUUAGGGGGAAAAAUAAUCCACUUUUUUCCUGAAAAUAUCAGUUUCUAGAAAAUGACACUUUCUCAAGUACACAAUUUUUUGUCAAAUUGUCAGAUUAAUUUUUUUUUUCAAAAAACAUGACUAUAGUUUACUCUAUUAGAACUUUUUUUGCUCAAAUAUUACUUUUUUUCCAUACGCUCCUCUCAGCUCUGAUAUUUUUCUUGUGUAUUUUUUUAAGUAUAUGACAAACCACACAUUUUGAGGGAAAACAUAAUUUACAACUUUUUUCUUUUCCCAAUAAUCACAUUUGUCAAAAAUUGGACUGUUCUCGCAAGUAUACAAUAAGAUAAUUAGAUAAUACUUUUUGGAAAUUGUGAUACAUACUGAUCUUGAAUAAAAAAUAAAAAUGUAUUUUCUGAACAAUAUACAUUUUUUAACAUCUAAAACAUGUAUAUUCCCUCAAAUAUAACUAUUCUUUUUCCUCCAGAAUAUUUUUAAAAAGUAGACUUUUUGGAAACUGAUAUAGACUUAUCUUAAAUAAAAAAGAAAAUAUAUUUUCAGAACAAUAUGUUUUUUCAACCUCCUCAAAUAUAACUUUUUUUCCUCCAAAAUAUUUUUAAAAAAGUAGACUUUUUGGUAACUGGGAUAUAUACUUAUCUUGAAUAAAAAAGAAAUGUAUUUUUUGAACAAUAUACAUUUUUUAACCUCAAAAAAAUGUAUAUUCCCUCAAAUAUAAUUUUUCUUUUUCCUCCAAAAUAUUUUUUAAAAGUGGACUUUUUUUUUUAAAUAGAUGACUUUGUUCCGAUAACAGUCGGACUUUAAUGUGGGAGUGUAAUUGUUUAUUUUACGUGUGUCACAUACUGGUUGGUCCUUUUAAUGCUUUUUUAUUUUAAUUUUUUUUUUUUUUUUGCAUUAGGCACGUUUUUUCUAUGUUUUCGUUUUUUUUUUUUU